Scleropages formosus (Asian bonytongue) is the source of this 1269-nucleotide messenger RNA. RefSeq names its product zona pellucida-like domain containing 1a (gene zpld1a). NCBI's taxonomy places the organism in Eukaryota, Metazoa, Chordata, Actinopteri, Osteoglossiformes, Osteoglossidae. The record is from RefSeq and is a predicted model, not a curated record. The transcript has 10 exons. The coding region runs from base 28 to 1269 and encodes 413 amino acids.
UCAUUUAAAUUUAUUUCAGGUGCUGAAAUGGAACGAAUAUGUGUGGUUCUUAUGCUUAUAAGUAAGCCUUUGCUGGUGGCGGGACAAUUCAAUAGGUACAACUGCGAUGCCAAUCACCACAGCCGGUUCCCCGCGGAGCGGGACAUCAGCGUCUACUGUGGCGUGCAGACUAUCACCCUGAAGAUCAACUUCUGCCCCGUUCUGUUCUCCGGCUACACGGACACGGAUCUGGCCCUAAACGGGCGCCACGGCGACGCUCACUGCCGGGGCUUCAUUAACAACAACACCUUCCCUACCGUGGUGCUCUUCACCAUCAGCCUGAGCACACUGGAGUCCUGUGGAAACUCGCUGGUGGUCUCCACCGCACAUGGAGCCAAUGCCUACGGUAACCUUUCCUUGGUGCAGAUCGGAAGUAUCUCAGGGUACAUCGAUACCCCAGACCCUCCUACCAUUAUCAGCUACCUGCCAGGACUGCUGUAUAAAUUCAGCUGCAGCUACCCUCUCGAAUACCUGGUCAACAACACUCAGCUGGCCUCGUCAGCUGCAGCUAUAUCGGUUAAGGAUGGCAACGGUACCUUUAUAAGCACCUUGAGCUUACUGCUUUACAAUGACUCGACGUACGUACAGCAGCUUGCCAUCCCCAUGAACGGGCUCACAUUAAAAACCCGGGUUUUUGCUGCAGUGAAGGCUACUAAUCUUGACAGACGGUGGAAUGUUCUGAUGGAUUACUGUUACACCACACCCUCUGGGAAUCCGAAUGACGAUCUUCGCUACGACCUCUUCUUUAGCUGCGACAAGGACCCCCAGACAACUGUUUUCGAGAACGGGAAGAGUCAAAUGGGACGCUUCUCCUUCGAGGUGUUCCGCUUUGUCAAACACAAGAACCAGAAAAUGUCCACUGUGUUUCUGCACUGUGUCACCAAGCUGUGUCGCGUGGAUGACUGCUCUCUUCUCAUGCCGAUCUGCGGUAGCAGGAAGAAGCGGGCGGCGUCCAUGAGAACGGGAUCGAACUCUGUCUCAGACAACGCGGUCAUAACAGCUGGGCCCAUAAUCACACGGAGCGAUGAAACUCCGACAAAUAAUUCACAGCUGGCCCAACUGAGCAGCCCCUCCUUUCAGCUGAACCCGGUGACCAGUGCUCUGAUCUCGGGCGUUGUGGUCCUGGGCGCCAUGAGCCUCUGUUUCUUCAUCUUCUCCCUCACCCUGCUCAGGGGCAAGGGGGCGAGCCCCGCCAUGCUGACAGGGAUUCAAAACCACGCUUUCAACUGA